AUUCCAAACGCAUUUCUCUUCAAGCCUGCACUGUCUCUACAGCAGCAAACAAAAAAAAAUCAAAAGUAUUUAAACUAUAUCAUAUUCUUAAAAUAUGACAGCGGACGGAAAAAGUGAUAACGUUCGAGUUAUCGUAAGAUGCAGACCUCUAAAUAGUACUGAAAUAUCUAAUGGAAAUCAAAUGACAGUUAAGAUUGAUUCUGUUCGUGGAGCCUUAAUUUUAACAAAUCCCGCUGCAGCAGCAAGCGAACCCCCUAAAACAUUUACUUUCGAUACAGUAUUCGGGCCUGAUUGUAAGCAGGUUGAUGUUUAUAAUACCUGCGCCAGACCUAUUGUAGAUAGUGUUAUAGAGGGUUAUAAUGGAACUAUCUUUGCUUAUGGACAAACUGGUACGGGAAAGACUUUUACUAUGGAGGGAAUACGAACUGUCCCGGAAAAAAGAGGAAUCAUUCCAAAUUCAUUUGCUCACGUUUUUGGUUUUAUUUCAAAAGCAGAAGGAAAUACAAAAUUUUUGGUCAGAGUGUCAUAUUUAGAAAUUUACAAUGAAGAAGUAAGAGAUUUAUUAGGAAAGGAUCAGAAUGUAAGACUAGAAGUAAAGGAGAGACCAGAUGUAGGGGUAUAUGUUAAGGAUUUAUCAAUGUUUGUUGUCAACAACGCUGAUGAUAUGGAUCGAAUUAUGACGAUGGGAAAUAAAAAUAGAGUUGUUGGGGCAACAAAUAUGAAUGCUCAAAGUUCAAGGUCUCAUGCUAUAUUCACUGUUACAAUUGAACGAAGCGACAUCGGCGCCGAUAAACAAGAGCAUGUUAGAGCUGGAAAACUUCAUCUUGUAGAUCUUGCCGGAUCUGAAAGACAAACAAAAACAGGGGCAACUGGUCAAAGGUUAAAAGAAGCAACUAAAAUCAAUUUAUCCUUGUCAACGCUCGGUAAUGUAAUAUCGGCGUUAGUUGAUGGUAGAAGUACUCACAUUCCAUAUAGAAAUUCUAAAUUAACUCGCCUCCUGCAAGAUUCUCUGGGUGGUAAUAGCAAAACUGUGAUGAUUGCUAAUAUGGGACCUGCUGAUUAUAAUUACGACGAAUCUCUAUCCACUUUAAGAUAUGCAAAUAGAGCAAAAAAUAUUAAAAAUAAAGCUAAAAUCAACGAAGAUCCUAAGGAUGCACUACUAAGACAGUUCCAAGCCGAGAUUGAAGAAUUAAGAAAACAAUUAGGUGGAGAAGGUGGAGAGGAUUUUAGUGGGUCUGGUUCAGAAUACGAAACUGGAUCUGACGAAGACGGAGUAGGAGGAGAGGAAGGAGGGAAAAGAAGAAAGAAAAGAAAAUCGACUAUUAAAGGUUUAUCGAAAGAGAAGAUGAUAGCCAUUCAACAACAAAUUGAGAAAGAUAGAAAAAAAUUAGAAGAAGAAAAAGAUAUGGCAAUAGAAGAAAAAUCCAAGCUAGAAGAAGAUUUGAACUCAAAAGAGGAAGAAUUAAAGAAAGCAUCAGAAGAGCAAGAAAACAUCAAGAAUAAAUUACAACAGCUGGAAAAGAAAAUUAUCGUUGGAGGAGAGAAUCUCUUAGAAAAGGCUGAAGAACAAGAAAGACUUUUAGAAGAGAGUGCGGAAGAAUUAAAUAGAAGGAAUGAAAUUCAAGAAAAACUACGUAAACAAUUAGAAGAAAAAGAGCAAGAAAGAUUAGAUAUCGAAGAAAAAUAUUCAAGUUUACAAGAAGAAGCUGCCGGCAAAACUAAAAAGUUGAAAAAAGUUUGGACUAUGCUAAUGACGGCAAAAUCCGAAGUUGAGGAUAUACAGAACGAACAUCAACGUGAAAUGGAAGGUUUACUGGAAAAUGUACGACAACUUAGUCGAGAUUUGAGAUUACACAUGUUAAUUAUUGAUAGUUUCAUUCCUCCCGAAUAUCAAGAAAUGAUUGAAAACUGUAUGCUAUGGAACGAUGAAGUAGGUGAAUGGCAGUUAAAAUGCGUCGCCUAUACAGGAAAUAAUAUGAGGAAAUCAAGUCCAGGUCCUGAGAAAAAAGUAGAGCAAAAAGUAAAUACGGACUUGUCACAAGUCUACAUGGUUUAUACCGCCGACGCUGCAGAAGCUGUUCUAAGAAAGAGCGAAGGAAAAGCUGGUCGGUCUAAAAAUAACAAUAGGCCUAAGACAAGCAAAAAAAGGGUAUUUUUGUCUAGAAGCGAUCAUAAACCUAUAGAUAUUAAUAUUGUUGAAGAGCAUCAUGAAGUUAUUCCUUAUUGGCUAAGAGCUGUCACUAACAAAGAUUUACCUUUCAAAGACGUUAAAUUGGUCCAUAUUGAUGCUCAUAGUGAUUUGGCUAUCCCUUUAUAUACCAAGAAUUUCCCUAUACAAAGAUUUCCAAAAGCUCAGGAAGAUAUUAAAUCCUUAAUGCAGUCAAAUGAUGUGUUUAUCACUGGUUAUUCACUUACUGGUUUACUUCAACAUGCUCUACUAAUAAUUCCAUCUUGGAAUAAUGACUUUAAUUAUAACAACCUAAAUAUGCCAAUUACUAUUGGCUUUCAUAAAAAAAUGAAUGCUUUCUGCGAAUGUGCCCAUGAUUUUCCUUCCAAUUUGGAUAGAUAUAUAUGUAGAGCUGUUUUAUCAAAUGACUCAAUAGCGAUCACUAAAGAGGACGACUGUAAGCCCAUUUUGAUUAUAAAAACUAAUAUUUCACGUGAGAAAUAUUUUCUUCAAAAUACACAAUAUUUUGAAAAUACAUUAAAGAAUCCGUAUAUUCUUGAUAUUGAUGAAGAUUAUUUUGGCUGUGAGAGUGUUGGUGAUCGUCUCAUUGGAUUAGGCGUCACGCCUGAGCAUUGGAGUUAUAUCAAUAAUCACCUUCAAAAUUUAUAUUGUCCUUCAAAUGUUGAACAAGAGACUCUCUUCAACCGAUAUCUGAAGGAAUGUGUAACAAAUUUAGCAAAUAAUUGCGAGUAUUCUUCAAGCUCCUGUAACUAUGAUAAACAGUGUAGAAAGAUAAUAGUACAACCAUUUUGCAUCCCUCUUGCUAAAGAAACUAAGAAAGCGGCUUUAAAAUCUCUAUUACUUUAUUUAGUACGAACAUUUUCAAAGAAACAACUAUUAGGAAUAAGUUGGGCUGGAUUUUGCUUCUAUAAUACACCCGACACAAACAGUUUUGUACCAUUGAUGAAGCUAUGCUCUGGCGAGAAUUAUGGUAAUGAGAGCACUAUUCAAUAUCAUUCACCAACACCUACCGAAACAAAAGAGCGUUUGGAAAAUUUACAAAAUAUGCUAUGCAAGUUGCCUCAUCCUGCUUUAAUUACUGUUGCCCGCUCAAAUCGAGAUGGCUAUGUACCCAGAUCAAUUCAACGUCACGUAGAAUGCAAAUUAAUUGAAAUACUUCAAUAUUGCUUCAACAUAAAGAAUGUUAAUUAUGAUAAAAAUUUAUGGAAUAAUGGACAAGAAGCCUGUUAA
This is a messenger RNA of Dimorphilus gyrociliatus, 3418 nucleotides long. The record is from the annotation of a GenBank genome assembly. Lineage: Eukaryota; Metazoa; Annelida; Polychaeta; Dinophilidae.